This is a messenger RNA of Xiphophorus maculatus (southern platyfish), 2555 nucleotides long. RefSeq names its product plasma kallikrein-like. Gene Ontology annotation, biological process: proteolysis. The transcript is spliced from 9 exons. The record is from RefSeq and is a predicted model, not a curated record. Gene Ontology annotation, molecular function: protein binding. NCBI's taxonomy places the organism in Eukaryota, Metazoa, Chordata, Actinopteri, Cyprinodontiformes, Poeciliidae. The coding region runs from base 65 to 1171 and encodes 368 amino acids. Gene Ontology annotation, cellular component: extracellular region.
CUCAGCUAGUUGACCUCAUUGUCUGCUGCUGUUUCCACUGAGACCUUCCUGGCUGACUGACAAGAUGAAGACUCUCUUCAUUUUAGUGGCUCUGCUCUAUUUCUGUGCUGGCAGCUUUGGAUGUGACUCAGGACUUCGGUUGAAUUGGGACUUUCCAGGUUCAGACAUCAAAAUCCUUUUCUCUCCGGAUGCUGAACACUGUCAGUUCCUCUGCACUCAGGAGGCGCCUUGUCUCUUUUGGGCGUUUAUUGGUCCUGACUGCUUGGUUGACGACAGACACUACCAGUGCUUCCUUAAGGCCACCUCCUCAGGAAAACCGGAAAAACAGAAUCCCAAGCAGGGCACCACUGCCGGUUAUUCUCUAAAGUCCUGCAGUCCACUACCGACGCCGUCACUGUGCAAAGUUUAUGAGAAUGUGGACUUCCCCGGAGCGGACUACAGAACCUUCUUCACAGUGGAUUACAAGGCGUGUCAGAAAGCCUGCACUGACGAUCCUUUCUGCCAGUUCUUCACUUUCCUCAAUGGGAAGUUUAGCAACACAAAUGCCCGGUACAAGUGCCACCUUAAAUACAGCUGGUCAGUACCAAGAACCCCCGCUGUCAGAGCUCUUGCUGACAGAACAUCUGGAUUUUCUCGUAAAUUUCAAAUAAUUCCAUCCUCUCAAACAGUGUGUCAGCACACACUUUUUCCAAACACUGACUUUCCUGGUUACGACAUCGAGGUUCACCAAGCCGGCUCUCCUGAACUGUGUCAGGUGUUGUGCUCCGCUCACCCACUGUGCACUUACUUCUCUUUUGUCAGCAAUGAAUUUAAAUGUUAUCUGAAGAACAAUCCAAAUCAAAUGGUCCCCAAAGAUGCCAGUGGUAUCACAUCUGGGCUGCCAUCCCGAUCCUGUCCGCUGCGUAACGAGACGAAUCCAUUCUCACCAAGUCACGUUACAACGUAUGUAGGAGUGGAUUUCCCAUACUCUGACAUUCGCUUUUUCCCACUGAACAACGUUGAGUCGUGUGAGAACGCCUGCACCUCGGAACCCAGCUGCCAGUUCUACAGCUACAUUACCUCAAGCCGUGUCUGCUAUCUGAAGCGUGUCAUCACCAUGCCUGCUCCUCCCAGAGUGACCAACCUAGCUGACGUGGUGUCGGGCUUCACCCUGAGGAACUGUUUCCUUUGAAUCCUGCAGCUGCAUUCAACUUUUAAAUGACUGGGCUUCUUACACAACUUUUAUAGCAAGAUGAACAAUUUUCAACUGCCAAGUAAAAAUUAAGUUUUAAGUGCUUGAGAAAUAGUUAUUCUUAUUAUCUAUGGAUUUCCAUAAAUAACACAGUGCUGGCUUUCAAUUUUCAUAUUGUGGUAUGGGGCCAUUUCAUAUAUUUGUGGGAUCAGGACCAAGAGCUCAGCUGUAUUUUAAAAUCGAACUCUUGAACUUGUCAAAAUAGGGAACAGAGUCUCCUUAUCCAGUUUAAGAAGACUUCAGCCUGAUUUUAAAGUUGUGUAAAAAUCAAGCAGCUAGUAAAACUGUCUUUUUAAAAAUGUUUUGAGUAAUUGGGCCUUCAGUCAAUCUAUAUAUAUAUAAUAAACAAUCUGAUGCAAGCUAAAAUGUCAUGUAACAUCCUGACAUAAAAGGUUACUGGUUACAUAUCAAUUUUUUUCAGAAAUGUACGAUCAAACAGCUACAUUUAUUAAAUAUUAUUACAUGUUUCACAGUAUAACUGUUGUGAUAUGUUCUGAUGUAGCCAAAAGAAUGAUUCGGGAGCAGCUCCGUGUGGCUCGCUUGAUUAUUUUCCCAUGAUUUUAAUCCCAGCCUCAGUACUUUAAUAAGCAAGUUAAUAUAUAUAAUUCAGCAGAACACAAACAAAACCUUCCAUGUGCAGAAGGUAAAUGUCAUCACCGUGAAUAAGACAUUGUUUGGGAAAGGUGUGUGCACAUUCACAAAAUAUAUGGAAGCACAAGUUCACUAAUAUAAUUUAGCUUGAGAGAAGUCAUGCUCAUUAAGGCUGAGCUACAGUCGCGCUAUUGAAAGUUAAAGCUAUGACUUUGAGAUUUUUAAAAUAGGGAUUGGAGUUUUCUGCCCUGCAUGCAGAUUUUUUUUUUUUUUAAAUUUGCAAACUUUUCAAACAUAAAAAAAAUGUGUGUGUUUUGCUUGGCGUUUUAGGCACAGUUCAAGAAGUUUAAGGUCUUUAUCAGGUCUGGCAUCGAAAUCAAGCAGUGCUCUGAGUCAAUGAGUCAGUGACUAAGCAGAGGAGAGGAAGUAUAAAAUGUUAUCUAAAAUCCAAACACCAAAGGUCAACCGUCUCAUUUUUUCAGAAAUCAAUGAUCAAGCAACAACAAAUAUUUUUUAGAAUUUUAAAAAAUUGAAUUAGUAAAAAAAAAAUUAUAAAUUGGGAAAUGUUUCAUUUUUCCACACAAUUGUUUCUUUACUAGACAUACAAGAGAAGGGUUGUGAUGAGUAUCUUGAUUUUCUUUUACUAGAUUUAUUAAAGCAAUGCAGGAAUCUUGUAUCUUUAACAACGUAAACAUUAUAAUCAGCAUAUAACCAAAUAAAUGGUUCCACAGCA